ACUUGUUCUUUGUUCUUCGUUCGUUUGUCCUUUUUUACAUUUACUCUUUUUUUAUUCUAAAUAAAUAUUCCAUCAGUUCUCCCCAUUUUCUUCUCACCUUUUGCUUCUCUCUUCUUCAACCAUGGCCUCAUCUUCAAUUCAAGAAGGUGGAGAUAUGGAUCUGGAGAAAGGACUGGUGAGUCCACAUCCGAGUCAUAAUUGCGGCAUUGAAGCUUCGCCGGUACCAUCACCUUCCUCAACUGCAACAAUGACUCCUGCUUUGAUCCUAUCGAAUUCCAGCAAGCGUAUUGAUAGGAUGGGAAGUAGCCUCACCAGUUGCAGUUCUACUGUUACGGACCACUCAGCAACACCAUCACCCUCAUCUAUAGCAACGGCCCCAGCAUUGAUCCUAUCAAAUUCUAACAAGCGGAUUGACAGGAUGUCCAGUAGCCUCACCAAUUCCAGUUCUGGUACUGGAGAACCCUCAGCAACACCGUCACCAUCGUCAGCAACAGCCCCUGCUCUGGUCCUAUCGAAUUCUGGCAAGCGCAUUGAUCAGGCUAGCAAAAAGAAAUAUGUGAAACAGGUAACCGGACGCCAUAAUGACACUGAGCUGCACUUGGCAGCACAGCGUGGUGAUUUGGCAGCUGUGAAGCAGAUUCUUGCCGAUAUUGAUUCGCAGAUGAUGAAGACUGCAAGUGGUGAAGAUUUUGAUAUGGAGGUCUCGGAAAUACAGGCUAGUGUGGUUAACGAGGUAAAUGAGUUGGGGGAGACUGCCUUGUUUACUGCUGCGGAGAAAGGACACCUUGAUGUUGUCAAGGAGUUGCUAAAAUACUCAAACAAAGAGACUGUUACUAAGAAGAAUAAAUCUGGGUUUGAUCCGUUGCAUAUUGCUGCAAGCCAAGGGCACCAUGGUAUUGUCCAGGUGCUACUAGAUCAUGAUCCUGGUCUAUGCCAAACAUUUGGGCCAUCGAAUGCAACCCCUCUUGUCUCAGCAGCUACCAAAGGGCAUACGGCUGUAGUUAAUGAGCUGCUAUCGAGAGAUGGUGGCUUGCUAGAGAGUACGAGAUCAAACGGGAAAAAUGCAUUACAUCUAGCUGCUCGACAGGGGCAUGUAGAUGUCGUGCAAACAUUGUUGAGCAAAGAUCCGCAGUUGGCGAGAAGAACUGACAAGAAAGGACAGACAGCAUUGCACAUGGCUGUUAAAGGGCAGAGCUGUGAGGUGGUGAAGUUGCUUCUCGAGGCAGAUGCUGCUAUUGUGAUGCUCCCGGACAAGUUCGGGAACACCGCACUACAUGUAGCCACUAGGAAAAAGAGAGCAGAGAUUGUUGAUGUGUUGUUGUCCCUUCCUGAUAUGAAUGUCAAUGCACUCACCAGAGACCAUAAAACGGCUUUUGACAUAGCUGAAGGGCUUCCACUCUCUGCAGAAUCUGCAGAAAUAAAGAGCUGCCUUUCUCGUAAAGGUGCUCUCAGAGCUAAUGAACUGAAUCAACCGAGGGAUGAGUUGAGGCAGACGGUGACGCAAAUUAAGAAAGAUGUUCAUACACAGCUCGAACAAACCAGAAGAACCAACAAAAAUGUUCAUAAUAUUUCGAAGGAACUUAGAAAACUCCACCGAGAAGGAAUCAAUAACGCCACGAAUUCCGUGACUGUGGUAGCCGUUCUAUUUGCAACGGUUGCUUUUGCAGCUAUAUUUACCGUGCCUGGAGGAGAUCAAGAUAGCGGGGUUGCGGUGGUGGUAAGCUCGAGUUCUUUCAAAAUCUUCUUCAUCUUCAAUGCUAUUGCCCUCUUCACCUCUUUGGCAGUUGUCGUCGUUCAAAUUACUUUGGUCCGAGGUGAAACCAAAGCCGAGAAACAGGUGGUGGAAGUGAUUAACAAGUUGAUGUGGUUGGCCUCUGUCUGCACUUCAGUUGCCUUUAUGGCCUCCUCGUAUAUAGUGGUGGGCCGGAAACAUAAGUGGGCUGCAAUUUUGGUUACCGUCGUAGGGGGUUUGAUAAUGGCAGGAGUUCUCGGCACCAUGACUUACUAUGUGGUGAAAUCGAAGAGGACUAGAAGGAAGAGGGGAAAGAAUUCAAGGAGAAGUGGAUCCAACUCUUUGCUUCAUUCCGACUUCACUAAUUCGGAAGUCGAAGUCGAUAGGAUUUAUGCCCUCUAAUACACCCGAAAUGGCAUAUGCGGAAGAUAAGAUUAAAUAAGGA
This is a messenger RNA of Hibiscus syriacus, 2177 nucleotides long. Its product is annotated as ankyrin repeat-containing protein ITN1-like. NCBI's taxonomy places the organism in Eukaryota, Viridiplantae, Streptophyta, Magnoliopsida, Malvales, Malvaceae. Gene Ontology annotation, cellular component: plasma membrane. Gene Ontology annotation, molecular function: protein phosphatase regulator activity; protein phosphatase 1 binding. The transcript has 5 exons. The coding region runs from base 122 to 2134 and encodes 670 amino acids. The record is from RefSeq and is a predicted model, not a curated record.